Molecule: messenger RNA, 651 nt
Organism: Symbiodinium necroappetens
Lineage: Eukaryota; Dinophyceae; Suessiales; Symbiodiniaceae
Source: the annotation of a GenBank genome assembly
AUGCACAGCGUGUGCCUCUACCACGCAGUGCCCAAGAGUCUGAACAUGUCCAUCGUGAACCCAGGAGGCCUUCCCCGCUACACGGACAUCGACGAGAACACACGCAAGCUAGCGGAAGAGGUGAUUCUGAACCAGUCUGCAGAUGGAAAGCAUGUCGGGCGCUUCCUGGAGUACGCCGAGGCCGCCUCCCUGCUGUGCGCAGUUCGCAAGUUUCAAGUCGGCUCGCAGUCGCCGACAUCAUCUGCCCGAGACCGGAUGCCUGGCGAAGCGGCACAUUCACAGAGCGUUUGCACUACGGCGGUGGCCUCGGCCAAGCUGAUCAACGGUAUCGACAAGUUCAUUGAGGAGAUGCCGAGGAGGCAUGGCAUCAUCGGCGACCUUGUCGGAUCCGGAAAGAUGUUCUUGCCACAGGUCAUCAAGAGUGCACGAGUCAUGAAGAAGGCCGUGGCGCGCCUGACCCCCUUCAUGGAAGAGGAAAGGCGUGCAGCCGCCCUCGCUGCCGGCGAGGACCCUGAUCAGCCCAGGUACAAUGGCGUUGUGCUGAUGGCCAGCCCUGUCUUUUCAUCUUCCUGUUCGACAUUGCGCCCUAGGUGGGUCGGCUUGAUCAUUCUGAAAGCCUUUUUGCACUUGACGUUGACACUCUCUUUCUGA